CGCCUCCUCACGCUGGCAUCUCGCCCUCUGAGGGCUUCGGAGCGCUUUCAUGGCGUACUCGAAGAGCUUGACAAGGGCACUGCCCGAGCGAGUAAGCGCUCCGAGGCCAUUUGACUGCUCGCCUCCCUCGCCUCCCCCGACCUCGACCAUGCUCGCCUCGACCCUCGCCCUCGCCACGCUCGCCUUCUCCGGCUCGGCCAUCGCGUCGAUCGGCUACGACAAGGACACGGGCAAGCUCGCCUCGGUCAGCUCGAAGAACGUGCACGACCUCGACGAGGAGGUAGAGUACAAAGAAGUGUGCUACCGCAACCUGUACGCCGACGUCGACUACUUCAAGGUCCACAACCAGAAGGAGCUCCUCCUCUCGGACUCCAAGGGCGCCCAGGUCUUCCUCUCGGACGGCCUCAAGAAGGCGUACGACGACGUCGAGUACUACUACGAGGAGUACUGCUACAAGCAGUACAAGGAGCGCUCCCACUCGAACGACUACGACGCGUCCUCGGGCAUCCUCGUCGGCAAGCGCGACUUUGCGUCCUCGCUCGGCCUCGGCGACCUCUCGAACUUCUCCGGCGGCGGCAUGGGCCUCGGCGCCUCGUCGUCCAAGUCGGGCGGCGGCGGCGACGGCGAGUUUGGCGGCGCGAGCGGCCUGUUCAGCAAGGGCUCGUUCCUCGACACGUUCUCCAAGGGCGACGGCAUGGGCGACUUUGGCCUCGACUUUGGCGACUCGUCCGAGGGCGACUCGUCCAAGGGCGACUCGUCGUCGAGCAAGAAGGACGACGGCGUCGACGCCAAGGGCGAUCAGCAGCAGCACGACGACGACCACGACGGCGGCAAGGGCGCGUUCGACGGCUCGUCGUUCGGCUCGUCGCUCCUCGGCGGCGGCGGCUCGUUCGGCUCGGGCGACGACAAGCACCCGGUUGACGACGGCAAGGCGUACGGCGGCGACGACAAGGACGCGUCGCACAAGGACGACGGCAAGGGCGACGGCAAGGUCGAGGGCGGCGUCAAGAAGCGCGGCUUUGUCCUGUUCUCGCGCCGCGUCGCCGUCUCGAGGCACUGA
This is a messenger RNA of Rhodotorula graminis WP1, 1060 nucleotides long. RefSeq lists its product as uncharacterized. The transcript is spliced from 6 exons. The record is from RefSeq and is a predicted model, not a curated record. Lineage: Eukaryota; Fungi; Basidiomycota; Microbotryomycetes; Sporidiobolales; Sporidiobolaceae. The coding region runs from base 50 to 1060 and encodes 336 amino acids.